AGAUGCCUCUCUCACAUCAACAAAUAAACGUCCUCCUCCUUUCCUCACCGCUAACAGAAGUUCCGAAACGUCUUCAGCUACUCUCUAAACCAAAUCUCCCGAAGGGCAGUGUACAUAUUUUCUGUGUUUCUUCUUGGUUCAUCCGAUCAAGGCGUUAAAGCUUGCUCGUUUAAUAUCUCUGUAGUGUUUCCUUGCAACUCUACGUUUUUCGGCUUGUACUUCCGCAAUUGUUCUGAAAGUUUUCAUCUCCUCCUUACUGGUUCUAAUAUACAAAUGAAUCCUGAUAAGUUUACUCACAAGACCAAUGAGGCUCUUGCCGGGGCACAUGAGCUGGCAAUGAGCGCUGGCCAUGCACAAUUCACGCCCCUUCAUCUCGCAGUUGCUUUGAUUUCUGAUCCCGCUGGCAUUUUCCCCCAAUCAAUUUCUGGUGCCGCCGGGGAAGAAGCUGCUCGCGCUGCGGAGAGAGUCUUCAAUCAAGCAUUGAAGAAAUUACCUUCUCAGUCUCCCCCUCCGGAUGAGAUACCUGCUAGUACUACCCUGAUUAAAGUAAUUCGGAGGGCACAAGCAGCACAGAAGUCCCGUGGAGACACUCAUUUGGCUGUUGACCAAUUGAUUCUGGGUCUUCUUGAAGAUUCCCAGAUUGGUGACUUGCUGAAGGAAGCAGGGGUUGCUACAGCAAGAGUGAAAUCUGAGGUAGAUAAGCUUCGUGGUAAGGAAGGGAAAAAGGUUGAAAGUGCUUCUGGGGAUACAAAUUUACAAGCAUUGAAGACGUAUGGGCGGGACCUCGUUGAGCAAGCAGGUAAACUUGACCCUGUUAUUGGUCGUGAUGAGGAAAUCCGAAGGGUGGUGAGGAUUUUAUCAAGAAGGACGAAGAACAACCCGGUUCUCAUAGGAGAGCCAGGAGUGGGGAAAACAGCUGUGGUUGAAGGUUUGGCACAGAGGAUAGUUAGAGGGGAUGUUCCUAGUAAUCUCGCUGAUGUGAGGCUUAUUGCAUUGGACAUGGGUGCUCUGGUGGCGGGUGCAAAAUACAGGGGAGAAUUUGAAGAGCGAUUGAAGGCAGUUCUAAAGGAAGUGGAGGAAGCCGAGGGGAAAGUUAUUCUCUUCAUUGAUGAGAUCCAUCUAGUCCUUGGCGCAGGUCGUACUGAGGGCUCAAUGGAUGCUGCCAAUCUCUUCAAGCCUAUGCUUGCUCGAGGUCAGCUCCGAUGCAUUGGCGCUACCACGCUAGAGGAAUACAGGAAAUAUGUGGAGAAGGAUGCCGCAUUUGAAAGAAGAUUCCAACAGGUUUAUGUGGCCGAACCCAGUGUCGCAGACACCAUUAGCAUCCUUCGUGGGCUGAAAGAGCGUUACGAAGGUCAUCAUGGUGUUCGGAUUCAGGAUCGUGCUUUGGUUGUUGCAGCUCAGUUGUCUAGCCGCUAUAUCACAGGGCGUCAUCUUCCUGACAAAGCAAUUGACUUAGUGGACGAGGCAUGUGCUAAUGUGAGAGUUCAACUUGAUAGUCAGCCUGAGGAAAUUGAUAACCUUGAAAGGAAGAGAAUGCAGCUAGAAGUGGAACUCCACGCACUUGAGAAAGAGAAAGACAAAGCUAGCAAAGCCCGUCUCGUAGAAGUGCGGAAAGAGCUUGACGAUUUAAGAGAUAAACUUCAACCUUUGAUGAUGAAGUACAGAAAAGAGAAGGAAAGGAUUGAUGAGCUUCGCAGGCUCAAGCAGAAACGAGAGGAGCUGUUGUUUGCCUUACAAGAGGCUGAGAGGCGAUAUGAUCUAGCCAGAGCUGCGGACCUGCGAUAUGGGGCAAUUCAGGAGGUGGAAUCCGCAAUACAACAAUUAGAAGGAAGCGCUGGUGAAAAUUUGAUGUUGACAGAAGCUGUUGGACCAGAUCAAAUAGCUGAGGUUGUGAGUCGCUGGACUGGCAUACCAGUGACGAGGCUUGGCCAGAAUGAGAAAGAAAGGUUAAUAGGACUUGCUGAUAGAUUGCACCAGAGAGUGGUGGGACAAGAUCAAGCAGUAAGUGCGGUGGCAGAGGCAGUGUUGAGGUCAAGGGCUGGGCUCGGAAGACCUCAACAACCUACUGGCUCAUUCCUGUUCUUAGGGCCAACUGGGGUUGGUAAGACUGAGCUUGCGAAGGCUCUUGCUGAGCAACUUUUUGAUGAUGAAAAUCAGCUGGUAAGAAUUGACAUGUCCGAGUACAUGGAGCAACACUCGGUCUCUCGGUUAAUCGGUGCACCGCCUGGGUAUGUUGGCCAUGAGGAGGGAGGGCAACUCACGGAAGCUGUCAGGCGAAGGCCUUACAGUGUGGUCCUCUUUGAUGAAGUGGAAAAAGCGCACACAUCUGUGUUUAAUACUCUACUUCAGGUCUUGGACGAUGGGAGGUUAACUGAUGGCCAGGGUCGCACAGUGGACUUCAGGAAUACCGUCAUCAUCAUGACUUCGAACCUUGGAGCAGAGCAUCUCCUGUCCGGGCUCUCAGGAAAGUGUACGAUGCAAGCAGCUCGGGAUCGAGUUAUGCGAGAGGUGAGAAGGCAUUUUAGGCCAGAGCUGUUGAACCGGCUGGAUGAAAUUGUAGUAUUUGAUCCUCUUUCACAUGAGCAACUGAGGAAGGUUGCGAGGUUACAAAUGAAGGAUGUGGCGGUACGUCUUGCUGAGAGGGGAGUUGCUAUGGCAGUGACUGACGCAGCAUUGGACUUUAUCCUGGCAGAGAGCUAUGACCCGGUUUAUGGUGCUAGACCAAUCAGGAGAUGGCUUGAGAGGAAGGUGGUGACAGAGCUCUCAAGGAUGCUUUUAAGGGAAGAGAUUGAUGAGAACUCGACGGUCUAUAUAGAUGCUGGGCCUAAAGGCAACUCGUUAACAUAUCGUGUGGAGAAGAACGGAGGAAUGGUUAAUGAAGCUACUGGACAAAAGUCAGAUGUCUUGAUCCAGAUCCCAAACGCAUCUAAGAAUGAUGCUGCUCAGGCAGUCAAGAAGAUGAAGAUUGAGGAAAUUGAUGAGGAUGAAGAUGCUGAGAUGGAAGGUUGAAGUUUAUGAAAAUGGAUGAGACUUGAGCGGCUCCCCUUUCCUUUCCUUUUGUUUCCUUGUUUUACCCAGGGCACUGUAAAUGAAGACUCCCUCUGUUGAGGAAAAAGGUGUAUAUAUGGUUUGUUUGUUUGUUUUUGUUUGGUUGAGUUCGACUGAAGAAUGAAGACGCCGACUUUGUUGUGAAAUUACGAUAUGUGGGUCCCGUCCCAAGCUUUAAUUCACUUCUUUGGGAUAUUUUCCUCGCCUGUCGAGCAUCGACAUUCGGAAUUUGAAUCAUAUCAGAGCUGUGGUAUGAAA
Molecule: messenger RNA, 3306 nt
Organism: Neltuma alba
Lineage: Eukaryota; Viridiplantae; Streptophyta; Magnoliopsida; Fabales; Fabaceae
Product: chaperone protein ClpB1
Exons: 6
Coding region: 274-3009 (911 amino acids)
Biological process (GO): cellular response to heat
Cellular component (GO): cytoplasm
Molecular function (GO): ATP hydrolysis activity; ATP binding
Source: RefSeq, a predicted model, not a curated record